Molecule: messenger RNA, 1712 nt
Organism: Zophobas morio
Lineage: Eukaryota; Metazoa; Arthropoda; Insecta; Coleoptera; Tenebrionidae
Product: zinc finger protein 16-like
Exons: 2
Coding region: 113-1609 (498 amino acids)
Cellular component (GO): nucleus
Molecular function (GO): zinc ion binding
Source: RefSeq, a predicted model, not a curated record
GGAUUUUUAGCCCUAACAGUUGUAUGUUUACGUCCCUAUGCAAAAGUCAACACUCUGUCACAUUUGAGGUUAGCAUCGUGUUAGCCCCCAUGUAACCCACAAAACCCCCAAAAUGAGUCUCAUCAAAGGCUCCAUAACCCCCGAAAACCUCCAGAAAAUAUGCAAACUAUGCCUCGAAGAAAAACACGCAAUUUUAAACCUCGACACCAUAAUAGAAUUCAAAGAAUUCGGCAUUUCUUCCUAUAGCGUAGCCGAAAUCUUAACACGAGUCACCAACCAAAAGCCCCUCUCUGACGACUUCGCCCCAACGAUAAUCUGCAACGACUGCCUCGGAGACCUCAAAACCGCCUACAUCCUCCUACUCCGCUACGAAGAAGCCAACAAAAUCCUCCAGGACUUCCUCACCAACUACGUGAAGAAAGAAAUCGACAGCGACGACAACCACCAAGACGUAGCCCCCUUAGAAACCCGAAAAACCCGCCACAUUAAAAGGCGGCGGAAAAAGCGGCCCGAAAUCGACGAAAACGAAAAAGUCUCACUCACGCGAAGUACCCAGCAUUCGUGCCCCAUCUGCACUAAAGACUUCACCGCGCUAGAAUUAAGAGACCACGCUCACACCCAUAAAGCUCUGAAAAAGUAUCUCAGUAUUCCCGACGAGAAGAAAGUCACCGCGACCACGAAGUUUUCAACGCGAAGACACUUAACCAACCCCCAGGUGACCAUCUUCGAACGGCCUGUUAAACUCCACAAAUGCCCCUACUGCAACGUGGAGCUUCCGGUGGACGAAUUCCGCGUCCACAUAGACACCCACCGCAAGCAAUGUGAAUACAAAUGUGAUAAGUGUGAGCGCGUUUUUAAGAGACUGAACCACUUGAACACCCAUCGGGUCAAACACUUGAAAGAAUUCCCUUAUAAGUGUGAGCAUUGUGGGAAAGGUUUUGUGAUUAAAACCAACUACGACUGCCAUAUGUUGACGCACACUAGUGACGAGUUGCCCCACGAGUGUCGCUUUUGUUUGAAAAGAUUCUCGAAUCCGGAGCACCUCAACCGCCACCAAAUUAUUCACACUGAAAAUGUGUCCUACUCAGUGAAGUACCGAGUGUGUAAGUGCCACCACUGCCUCAAAAGCUUCAAAGACAAGGAGGAACUCAAAUCCCACAUUUGUGUCCCGGUUGAGCAAACCGUCAACACUCGCUACCCUUGCAAAACUUGUAAAAAAGUCUUCAAGCAUUCAAGCGGUUUGUACAACCACAACCGCAACAUCCACAAACUCAAAGGAAGCAAAACCUUGUGUUCGGUUUGUGGGAAGUACGUGUCGAAUAUUUACAACCACAUGAUGCGCCAUUCGGGGGAAAAACCGUACCAGUGCAACCAGUGCGAAAAGCGAUUUAUUUCGAAGCCACAACUCAAACAACACUUGUUAGUGCAUUCAGGGCUUAAACCCUACGUUUGUAGCGUGUGCGCGAAGGCUUUUAAUAAUUUGUACAACCUGCAAGUGCACGAGAGGAUACACAAAGGCGAUCGGUGUCAUAUUUGUACAAUUUGCGGUAAAGGCUUCUUGGAGAAGUCAUACCUGAAAAAACAUAUGAUUGUGCAUGCUAAAAGUUAGGUGGACACGCCCCACCAUUUUAUCAUUGGUUGUUGUAAUUUUUUAUUGUCAUAGAUAGUUUUAAACUUAAAUGACGCGAUAAUAAAUGAAGAAGUAGUAGUUG